Messenger RNA from Magnolia sinica, 1106 nucleotides. RefSeq names its product salutaridine reductase-like. Gene Ontology annotation, molecular function: oxidoreductase activity, acting on the CH-OH group of donors, NAD or NADP as acceptor. The record is from RefSeq and is a predicted model, not a curated record. Bases 78 to 995 code for a protein of 305 amino acids. The transcript has 5 exons. Gene Ontology annotation, cellular component: membrane. NCBI's taxonomy places the organism in Eukaryota, Viridiplantae, Streptophyta, Magnoliopsida, Magnoliales, Magnoliaceae.
AGCGCACCUCCUUAUUUUUCAGAGCAAUAUAAAUAAGCCUUUCAGCUCUUUAAAAUCAUCAAGCAAAGGCAUUCGCAAUGGAAGGAGCAAACAUUUCCAAUCCAGCGGAAAAGAGGUGUGCAGUUGUUACAGGGGCUAAUAAGGGAAUCGGAUUGGAGAUCAGUCGCCAGCUGGCAUCCAACGGUGUUACCGUCAUAUUAACGGCUAGAGAUGAGAAGAGAGGCUUGGAAGCUGUCGCAAACAUCAAAGAAUCUGGGCCGUCUGAUGUUGUUUUUCACCAGUUAGAUGUGAAGGAUUCUGUUAGCAUUGCUUCAUUAGCUAAUUUCGUCAAAACCCAAUUUGGGAAACUUGAUAUCUUGGUGAACAAUGCUGGCAUCCAUGGACUUGUAAUAGACUCUGAUGGUGUAACGGCUUUACAACUCCUAGGUGGUGAGAUGGAUGAAGAGAAAAUGAAGAUAGCGAGGGGAUUGUGGCAGGAGACAUAUGAAAUGGCAGAAGAGUGUCUGAAAACCAAUUACUAUGGCAGCAAAUCAGUAACUGAAGCUCUUUUCCCACUCCUUCACUUAUCCAAAUCACCCAGGAUUGUUAAUGUUUCAUCCAGGCGGGGUAAGCUGGAGCUCAUCCCCAAUGAAAAGUUUAAAGAAGAAGUGAACCAUGUUGAUGGCCUAACCGAGGAGAGAUUAGAUGAAUGGCUACAAUCAUAUCUGAAGGAUUUCAAAGAGGAACGGUUGGAUAAACAUGGAUGGCCCACCACAACAUCAGCAUAUAUGAUCUCAAAAGCUGCUCUCAAUGCCUAUACAAGGAUUCUAGCCAAGAAAUUUCCCACCUUCUGCAUAAACAGUGUGCAUCCUGGUGCCGUGAAAACAGAUAUGAACCACCUUUGGUGGACGGAGACCGUUGAAGAAGGCGCUCAUGGGCCUGUGAUGUUGGCGUUGCUGCCCGAUGGUGGGCCAUCUGGCCACUUCUUUGAUCAGAUGAAGAUGUCAACAUACUGAUAGGAAAUCGUUGGAAAUUUUCAAGGGCUGUGAUUGCUUCUCUCCUUUGUUUAUCUUGAGCGCUUGUGCAUGUUAUAAUUCGAAAACAUGAAUUUGAAAUAAAUAAAUAAA